Messenger RNA from Aspergillus tanneri, 549 nucleotides. It is a transcript of the gene pre1, whose product is annotated as proteasome core particle subunit beta 4. Gene Ontology annotation, biological process: proteasomal protein catabolic process. Lineage: Eukaryota; Fungi; Ascomycota; Eurotiomycetes; Eurotiales; Aspergillaceae. Gene Ontology annotation, molecular function: peptidase activity. The transcript is spliced from 4 exons. Gene Ontology annotation, cellular component: proteasome core complex; proteasome core complex, beta-subunit complex; cytosol. The record is from RefSeq and is a predicted model, not a curated record. Bases 1 to 549 code for a protein of 182 amino acids.
AUGAGGGGUCCAACCAUUAUCAAAGCUGAGGAUGAUAAGACGCGCCAGCUGAACAAGCACAAUCUGAUGGCUUUCUCGGGAGAGGCAGGGGAUACCGUGCAAUUUGCGGAGUUUAUUCAAGCCAAUAUUCAGCUCUACACAAUGCGGAAUGACACCGAACUGGGGCCGAAUGCAGUAGCCAACUUUGUCCGGGGGGAAUUGGCACAGAGCCUGCGAUCGCGGAGUCCCUACACGGUCAACCUGUUGCUGGGAGGAGUGGACCCCAUCACUGAGAAGCCUCACUUGUACUGGAUCGACUAUUUGGCGUCGUUAGCCCCAGUGCCAUACGCAGCUCAUGGAUAUGCCCAGUAUUACUGCUUAUCUACUCUUGACAAACAUCACCACCCUGAUAUCACGCUCGAACAGGGUCUGAAGCUUCUAGAGAUGUGCACAGAUGAGUUGAAACGAAGACUACCAAUCGACUACAAAGGGGUUCUGGUGAAGGUUGUAACCAAGGAUGGCGUAAGGGAAGUGGACUUUGACAAUGAGAAGAUCGUCAAGAGUGCUUAA